GGGCAACAGACCUUGACCUUUGCUAUAGUGACCAGCUGGCCUUGACUCAGCUCAUGUUGUACAUGACAGACGGAAAUCUGGAUUGUCACUCUAGCUGCUUUGAAGUAUCUCUUGGUUCAAAUAAAAUGAAAAGCCAACGUAUUCAGCAUGAGGAGACAAAAACUCCUUCUCCAAUAAGCAACCGGUGUGCAGUAGCAAGCAGUCAACUGAGGCACUCCAGCCUUUCAGUAAUCUACUACAGCGUUCUCCUCCAGAUGUGUAAAGCUCGUGGCAUUGGAUUUGACCUCCAGGAAAAGCAGGGAACAGUUUUUCUAUUGUAUGAAGAUCAGAAGCGAUACAGAUUGGGAAUGAUAACAAUCGGAGAGGAUCUCCAGGGGGUCCUCAUGACCUUUGCUCGCAAUCUCUUCAUCAUCCAUCAAGAAAUAUCAGCACCUAAUAUGCAAGGCGAGACCAAUUUUAAGAUGGCAAUUCAAGAUAUUGAAGCAAUUCUAGGAAUUACAGCAGAAAACAAACUGAAAUUGGAAGAAGAGCAACCUUCGAAAGCAGAUGCUCUGAAAGAAUAGUUAACGGAAAAUGUUUAAGUGCCUUAUUCUUUAUGCUUCUGGAAACACUUUCUCAGCUGUAAGAACAGGUUUGGUUUUCCUUCUGCAUUGGCAUGUGAAGUAAUAUUAACUGAGACAAUACAUUUCCAUGAUUUCCGAGUGCGGUGUUUAGAAGAAUAUCCCUUCUUUCACAAAA
Messenger RNA from Fulmarus glacialis (Northern fulmar), 738 nucleotides. Its product is annotated as IQ domain-containing protein H-like. The transcript is spliced from 5 exons. Bases 54 to 563 code for a protein of 169 amino acids. The record is from RefSeq and is a predicted model, not a curated record. NCBI's taxonomy places the organism in Eukaryota, Metazoa, Chordata, Aves, Procellariiformes, Procellariidae.